UAUAAAACACAGUGUUUCCUUGGUAGAGGAGACAUUUGAAUAGAGCCCUGGACAUGACUCUUUCUAUUUAUGUCCUAUUUUUGUCCAUUUGGACAUACAGCUGUUUGACUACAAACCAAACUGAUGAGCCUCCAACUAUAGCAACAAGGCAUACCGAAUCCAUGGAAAUGAAAAUGGACAGUUUCAGAAAACGCCUGCUGGUUAUCGUAAUUGGUAUUAUGAUUAUUGCUUUUGUCUUUACCUGUUCCUGUUUCUUCCAUUAUAACUGUACAAGCGAAGGAGAAACGGGCAAGAAGGAAAAUGUAACAGCCAAUCCAAUGAAAAUACCACUCACUGAGUCCAAGGCAAUCAGUCCAGUCAAUGCAGAAAAACCACUUAUGCUAUUAGGUAUGGACAAGUUACCUGUGCCCUCUAUUGCAGAAAAGUCAUCCAUGCACUCCAGUGUAGAAAAGACAAACAGGCCCGCGAGCCCCGAAAAGUCAUCCAUCCCCUCCAGUGCAGAAAAGCUAAUCAGACACUCAAGUUCAGAAAAAUCAUCUAUACCAUCUAGUGGACAAAAGCUAAUCAAGCCAUCAAGUAGAGCUAAGUCCUUUAAGUCACCAAACCACAAAAAAUCAUACAGAGGACCCCAGCUAGACAAGAAAUAUAGAAAACACAAUGUAGACAAGUUCUAUAAGAAAUCCCACACAUAUAAGCCAGUCAGUCCUUGCUAUCCAGAUAAGAUAACCAGACCACUUUCUCCAGCGAAGCCAACAAAGCCACUUGGUCUACCCUCUCCUCAAGAUCAAACCUCACCGCUAAAGAUAUCUAAUUUCCAGAAAUUGACCAAGCGUCCCAGAAAUCGUAAUCUAAAACGACCGGGUAGUACACAUAGAACAGACACACUGUUUAGGCCUGAAUUAGCUGUGUCUUGUCAAUGCUACAAGGAAAACUGCCUUAUUUGUAGCACUCUUUGUGAGCCCUUGAUCAAUGAUACUUCUGAGGCAGUGAAGAAAGAUUCUCAAAACCUGUCUUUUUCAAGUAAAGUGAAGUCUUUUUCCAGACCUUUUCACAAAGUAGAGUUUAGUGAUAAUGCACACAUGAGUGACAGUGAUAGUAAUGAUGACAGUGAGAGAGAGAUAACCAUCAUUUGCAACAUACCACAUAAAGAAAUCAUCUUUAAAAGCACUCGAAAUAAUUAAAAACCAUCAAUGAAGAAGCAAGCUUAUACCAAACUUAUGCUUAUCAUCCUUUAAGAAACUGAUAAUGAAGAAAAUCUACUUGUGAUCACUGUUGAAAUUAGUCCUAUCCAUCUUAAAGACAAUCUACUUGAUAAACAAUAAUAAAAUGCAUGA
Messenger RNA from Talpa occidentalis (Iberian mole), 1334 nucleotides. RefSeq names its product chromosome unknown CXorf66 homolog (gene CUNHXorf66). The record is from RefSeq and is a predicted model, not a curated record. The transcript has 3 exons. NCBI's taxonomy places the organism in Eukaryota, Metazoa, Chordata, Mammalia, Eulipotyphla, Talpidae. The coding region runs from base 54 to 1181 and encodes 375 amino acids.